UGCCAAUUAUACUCAUAUUCCCAAAACUUCUCUCUCUCUCUCUCUCUCUCUCUCCCAUUGCUUCUCUUCAUUCCCCCAUGCAACCUCAAGUUAACAAUUAUCAACCAAGCUUCAACCCUACAUCUAUGCCUAAUAACUCGGAAAUGAUGAUACCACUAGAGGUGGAAACCACUUCAAUUGCAAAUAAUAGAGCAACUUCUGCCGUCGCUGAUCGAACCGAUACGGGCAGUGAUGGUGUUUUCUUGACAUGGGAGGAUUUAUGGGUGACAGUUUCAGAUGGAAGAAAAAGCAGUAGACCAAUCCUUCAAGGCCUCACCGGCUAUGCUCGGCCCGGUGAGCUCUUGGCUAUAAUGGGUCCUUCUGGCUGUGGCAAAUCUACACUUCUUGAUGCCUUAGCAGGGAGAUUAGACUCGAACACAAGGCAGAACGGUGACAUUCUGAUCAAUGGUCGUAAACAAACACUGGCUUAUGGAACAUCAGCCUAUGUAACUCAAGAUGAUUUGCUGAUAACCACAUUAACUGUGAGAGAAGCAGUGUACUAUUCUGCUCAACUCCAACUCCCAAAUUCAAUGUCAAUGUCUGAGAAGAGAGAGAGGGCUGAAAUGAUUAUAAGGGACAUGGGGUUACAAGAUUCAGUGAACACUAGAAUAGGUGGGUGGGGUGUAAAAGGCCUCAGUGGGGGGCAGAAGAGGAGAGUCAGUAUUUGUAUAGAGAUCCUCACAGGUCCAAAGCUUCUCUUCCUUGAUGAACCAACAAGUGGGCUUGACAGUGCAGCUUCAUAUUAUGUAAUGAGCAGAAUUGCAGGGCAAAAGGAGGGAAGGACCAUUAUAGCCUCCAUUCAUCAACCUAGCAGUGAAGUCUUUGGUCUUUUCACUAAUCUGUUUCUUUUAUCUUCUGGGAGAACUGUAUACUUUGGCCCUGCUGGGGCAGCAAAUGAGUUUUUCGCGUUGAAUGGAUUCCCUUGUCCAAUGCUCCAAAAUCCAUCCGAUCACUUCCUUAAAACAAUAAACAAGGACUUUGAUCAGGACAUUGAGCAAGGUUUACGUAACAAGAAGCCCACAGAGGAGGUGAUCAAUACACUUGUAAAGUCAUAUCAAUCUAGUACUAGUUACCAGGAUAUUCAGAGGCAAGUGGCGCAAAUAUCUAAACAGGAAGGUGAAGUGUUGGAGAAGAACAGAAGCCAUGCUAGCUUCCUCACCCAAUGUAUAGUUUUGACGAGAAGAUCAUUUGUGAAUAUGUUUCGCGAUCUUGGUUACUAUUGGUUGCGCCUAGCCAUCUAUGUCACCCUGGCUUUUGGUCUUGGCACCAUCUUUUAUAAUGUUGGCUCAAGUUAUGGUUCCAUUCAGGCCAGAGGUUCGAUGCUUAUGUUUGUGGCUUCUUUUCUAACUUUCAUGACCAUUGGUGGAUUUCCUUCAUUUGUGGAGGACAUGAAGGUAUUUGAACGAGAGAGAUUAAACGGGCACUAUAGUUCUGGUGCAUUUGUGAUUGCCAACGCACUGUCUGCUAUGCCAUACUUGAUUGUAGUUUCUUUGAUUCCCGGUGCAAUCACUUACUACCUUACUGGACUUCAACAAGGAUUUGAACACUUUAUGUACUUUGCUUCUGUGCUUUUUACUUGCAUGAUGUUGGUUGAGAGCCUGAUGAUGAUUGUGGCGGGCAUCGUGCCUAAUUUCCUCAUGGGAAUCAUAUUGGGUGCUGGAAUUCAAGGGCUAAUGAUACUAGGUGGUGGAUUUUUUCGAUUACCAAAGGAUCUUCCUAAACCAUUCUGGAGGUACCCCUUGUACGACAUUACCUUCCACAAGUAUGCAUAUCAAGGACUGUUUAAGAACGAGUUCAUAGGACUAGUAUUUCCUGGUGAUGAAGCUAGAGGGCCAAAAAUACUCAAGGGGGAGGAUGUUUUGAGAAAUAUGUAUCAAGUGGAAUUCGGCUAUUCUAAGUGGGUCAACCUUGCCAUAUUGUUAGGGAUGGUGUUUUUGUAUCGAUUGUUGUUCUUUGUCAUCGUCACAAGUGUUGAAAAGGUUAAGCCUGCGAUUAGGGCAUUCAUGUCUGUGCCUCCGAAGCAGACGAAGCAAGUCAUGAUGAAUCCUAGUACCACACCUGAACAUAAAGAACCCUCUAUAGUAUGAGACUUCUUUUCAAUGUUCGAAAUGCAUUUAAUCCAAGCCCUAGCUCAGUUAGAAAGGGUCCUCUUAAACAUGAUAUUUGUGGUUAUUAGAUAAAUAUAUAUGUUAUGCUCUUCUCUUUCAGUUUAAACUUUUAAAUGGUUUGAUCGUUUAACAUGAUAUUGGAGCGUCUGGAGUUUCUUUUAAACUUUAAGAUGGGUUGGUUGUUUAAUAUUACCUUGAUGAUGCAUUGAUGUAGUUGUAAUCCAUGGAAGAUAAAUAUCACUCUCUCUUC
This is a messenger RNA of Ilex paraguariensis (yerba mate), 2397 nucleotides long. The record is from the annotation of a GenBank genome assembly. Lineage: Eukaryota; Viridiplantae; Streptophyta; Magnoliopsida; Aquifoliales; Aquifoliaceae.